CAAGAUGCAUGGCCCCGGUUCUUUUCGUCAUGCCUCGUUAGGACGGCGUUAGUGUAAAGUGCUCGAUAGACGGACAUCAAAUGGAUCCAGAAACCGAGUUGCCUAGGUGAGUGACUCAAGCCCAGAUGGGAAGUGGGUUGAAAGGCAUGGGAUCUUCACGAGACCUCUUCAAGCUAUCAAUUCCUCCAGACAGAUAAACAGACUCCUCUCCCCUUCCUCCUUUUAGCUCCCUCUUCUCUCUUCACUGUCCCAAGUUAUCCUAUCCAUACCCCAUUCAUCCAAUCUGUCUGCCCCUCCACCACCUCCUCCGGCAAACAUCAUCCUCUCUUCACAUCCUCGGCACUUUUCGGUAUUAGUUUAACGAUUUCAUACCAUUAGCAUUUUCUUUUACAAAGAUACCCACCACAUAUUUCACAAUGGCUUCCGUCGAGACUCUUCUCCAGGGCGUCACCAUCAGCGGCCCCAUUGAGGAGCACCAGAGGAAGAUCCUGACUCCCCAGGCUCUCUCCUUCGUCGCUCUCCUCCACCGUUCCUUCAACCAGACCCGCAAGAACCUCCUCGAGCGCCGUCAGCUCCGCCAGGCCGAGAUUGACCGCGGUGUCCUCCCCGACUUCCUCCCCGAGACCAAGCACAUCCGUGAGAACCCCACAUGGAAGGGUGCGCCUCCCGCUCCCGGUCUCGUCGACCGCCGCGUCGAGAUCACUGGUCCCACCGACCGCAAGAUGGUCGUCAACGCUCUCAACUCCGAUGUCUACACCUACAUGGCCGAUUUCGAGGACUCCAGCGCCCCUACCUGGGCCAACAUGGUCAACGGCCAGGUGAACCUCUACGAUGCCAUCCGUCGCCAGAUCGACUUCAAGCAAGGCCCGAAGGAAUACAAGCUCCGCACCGACAGGACUCUUCCCACCCUCAUCGUCCGCCCUCGUGGCUGGCACCUUGAGGAGAAGCACGUCACCAUUGACGGCGAGCCCGUCAGCGGUUCGCUUUUCGACUUUGGUCUUUACUUCUUCCACAACGCCAAGGAGCUCGUCCAGCGCGGCUUCGGCCCCUACUUCUACCUCCCCAAGAUGGAGUCUCACCUUGAGGCCCGUCUGUGGAACGACGCCUUCAACCUCGCCCAGGACUACGUUGGCAUUCCCCGCGGCACCAUCCGUGGUACCGUCCUGAUCGAGACCAUUCUCGCCGCCUUCGAGAUGGACGAGAUCAUCUACGAGCUCCGCGAGCACUCCUCCGGUCUUAACUGCGGCCGCUGGGAUUACAUCUUCUCCACUAUCAAGAAGUUCCGCAACCACUCCUCCUUCGUCCUUCCCGACCGCUCCUGCGUCACCAUGACCGUUCCUUUCAUGGACGCCUACGUAAAGCUCCUCAUCCAGACCUGCCACAAGCGUGGUGUCCACGCCAUGGGCGGAAUGGCCGCUCAGAUUCCCAUCAAGGACGACAAGGCCGCCAACGACAAGGCCAUGGAGGGUGUCCGCGCCGACAAGCUCCGCGAGGCCCGUGCCGGCCACGACGGUACUUGGGUUGCUCACCCCGCCCUUGCCAGCAUUGCUCUUGAGGUCUUCAACAAGCACAUGCCUACCCCCAACCAGCUCUUCAACCGCCGCGAGGACGUCAAGAUUGGCCAGCAAGAUCUGCUCAACAUGAACGUCCCCGGCUCGAUCACCGAGGAGGGUAUCCGCAAGAACCUCAACAUUGGUCUCGGUUACAUGGAGGCCUGGAUCCGUGGUGUCGGUUGCGUCCCCAUCAACUACCUCAUGGAGGAUGCCGCCACCGCCGAGGUUUCCCGCUCCCAGCUCUGGCAGUGGGUGAAGCACGGCGUCACCACCGCCGAGGGCAAGCGCGUCGACAAGUCGUACGCCCUCAAGCUUCUCAAGGAGCAGACCGACGAGCUCGCCUCCAAGGCUCCCCAGGGCAACAAGUUCAACCUGGCUGCUCAGUACUUCGCUACCCAGGUGACUGGCGAGGACUAUGCCGACUUCUUGACCUCCUUGCUUUACAACGAGAUUACCAGUGCUGGUAACUCGUUGCCUGCUUCCAAGCUCUAAAUGCCGAGCUCGGGAUAUAAGGUGCAAGACGGUGAUGAGGGUGGAAAGGGAAAAGCAAAAUUGUACGGACAUCAAAGUACGAUGGAUGACAUGAGGGUGCUUUGAUGAUGAUGAGCGAUGUGGAUUUUCUUAUGAUCUUACUUUUCUUUGGGGUUCCGGAUAUAUCACAUCAUAUCAGUUUAGGCUUUCUGGUUUUUUCUUCUUAUCUUGGGAAAUUGAAACUUUACCCUAA
Molecule: messenger RNA, 2277 nt
Organism: Neurospora hispaniola
Lineage: Eukaryota; Fungi; Ascomycota; Sordariomycetes; Sordariales; Sordariaceae
Product: malate synthase, glyoxysomal
Exons: 3
Coding region: 417-2045 (542 amino acids)
Biological process (GO): glyoxylate cycle
Cellular component (GO): peroxisomal matrix; cytoplasm
Molecular function (GO): malate synthase activity
Source: RefSeq, a predicted model, not a curated record